AAAAACAGAGGAGGAGCUAUGUCGUCGUCGAUGAUGUACAGAGGAGUUGAUAUGUUUUCACCGGAGAACACAAACUGGAUUUUUCAAGAAGUCAGAGAAGCCACGUGGACGACGGAGGAGAACAAACGGUUUGAGAAAGCUCUCGCUUAUCUCGACGACAAAGACAAUCUUGAGAGCUGGCGCAAGAUCGCCGCUUUGAUUCCCGGAAAAACAGUAGCUGACGUCAUUAAACGAUACAAGGAGCUAGAGGAUGAUGUCAGCGACAUCGAAGCCGGACUUAUCCCCAUUCCUGGCUACGGCGGCGACGCCUCCUCCGCUGCAAACAGUGACUACUUCUUUGGUCUAAAAAACUCCAGCUACGGUUAUGAUUACGUCGUAGGAGGAAAGAGGAGUUCGCCGGCGAUGAGUGAUUGUUUUAGGCCUCCGAUGCCGGAAAAGGAGAGGAAGAAAGGAGUUCCGUGGACUGAGGACGAACACCUACGAUUUCUAAUGGGUUUGAAGAAAUAUGGAAAAGGAGAUUGGAGAAACAUAGCAAAAAGCUUUGUGAAGACUCGAACGCCGACGCAAGUCGCUUCACACGCUCAAAAAUAUUUUCUUCGACAACUCACAGAUGGUAAAGACAAAAGACGAUCAAGCAUUCACGAUAUCACCACCGUUAACAUCCCUGAGGCAGAAGCAACCACAACCGCUGCCGCAACACUCUCUCCUACACCAGCCAAUUCUUUUGACGUUUUCCUUCAGCCAAAUCCUCAUCACAGUUUCGCGUCUGCGUCUGAGUCUUGCUAUUAUAAUGCGUUUCCGCAGUGGAGUUAAAUCACUUAGAAAUUAUAGAGUUUAUCUCCUAUAGAUUUGUUACAUAUAUAUUUCUACGUACAUAUUACUGCAAAAUUGUUGUAAAUAUUUGUAAGAAAAGGUUUGCGUGUCCAUAUAUUUAUUAGGACAUAAUGUCCCACAUCGGAA
Molecule: messenger RNA, 960 nt
Organism: Arabidopsis lyrata subsp. lyrata
Lineage: Eukaryota; Viridiplantae; Streptophyta; Magnoliopsida; Brassicales; Brassicaceae
Product: transcription factor DIVARICATA
Exons: 2
Coding region: 19-813 (264 amino acids)
Molecular function (GO): DNA binding
Source: RefSeq, a predicted model, not a curated record